GUGAGCAUUUCUUUGCAACGUCAAGGUUAAUAUAAAUCUUCUUACUCAACCUUUCAGUGUUAUUAUAAUAAUAUGACGCGAAAACGCCGAUAGCUAUCGCAACGUAGCAUCUCUGAUAACAUAUCACAGGGUACAUACUUAGCAAGUAUACAUUUUAGCGCAUUAACUGCUGUGUAUGAAACCUGUAUCAAUUCACUGCGAGAGUAUUGGUGUAAAUUAAAUCGCAAUAAUUAUGUAGUGUCUCAAAAUGGCUUUUUGGAUCCUGUUUUGCAGUUUGGUGGUGAUGUCGGCGGCUCAUAUUGGUGACUUUGAAGAUGAUUGUCCAUCAUAUUGCGUCGGCGAGCCAUAUCAAUGUAUAAACGGACAUUGCUACUGCGCCAGUGGGUAUAUGCCGAACCUGUACCAAACACAAUGCGUGAAAUGCCCAGGCUUAGGAGAACCCUGCUUUGGCCUGUGCUGUAGUCAGAACAUGACUCUACAAUGUUGGCAUGGUAUAUGCCAAUCAUGCUACGGUCCAAAUGGAAACUGGAUUUGCAGAGACCCAGCUGACCAAAUUAUUCUAAUAUCCGGAACUCAGAUCAUAAUGGCAUCAGCUUUGGUUUUGGGAAUAAUUGCCACAUUCAUACUGUUAUACAAACUAUGUGCUGCUACAACGAUCAGUCCUGUAGGAAGAAGUGGCUCAAAUGGAGGCAGUAGAUUGUCCGUGGGAAGCUUACAAAUAUAUGUUGACGAGAGAUUAAGGGAUGCACCACCGAGAUACACAAGAUCGGAAUCAUCAAGGGCUCCAAUGUAUCCCGCUGCCAUUUACCUAAACUCCGGUUUUGUCCAUGAUAACACGAUUCCUCCUCCGCCGUACACACCUGAAAGAAAGGACGAGAACACUCAAAACGCAACGGUUCAUAUAUAAAAGAUACUGAUUGAUGAUAGAAUAAAAUAUGUUUUUUAUUAUUUUA
Molecule: messenger RNA, 953 nt
Organism: Colias croceus (clouded yellow)
Lineage: Eukaryota; Metazoa; Arthropoda; Insecta; Lepidoptera; Pieridae
Exons: 7
Coding region: 248-907 (219 amino acids)
Source: RefSeq, a predicted model, not a curated record